This is a messenger RNA of Chenopodium quinoa (quinoa), 4158 nucleotides long. Its product is annotated as E3 ubiquitin-protein ligase UPL7-like. The record is from RefSeq and is a predicted model, not a curated record. Bases 133 to 3624 code for a protein of 1163 amino acids. NCBI's taxonomy places the organism in Eukaryota, Viridiplantae, Streptophyta, Magnoliopsida, Caryophyllales, Amaranthaceae. The transcript has 15 exons. Gene Ontology annotation, molecular function: ubiquitin protein ligase activity. Gene Ontology annotation, biological process: protein polyubiquitination; ubiquitin-dependent protein catabolic process.
GAGACUAGAGAUAGACCGAGUUAAAAGGAAAGUACUCCGUAACUUAGUUUUGGUGAGUUUGGUGCUCCUUUGGCAAAUCAAUCAAAAGUUCAAAACAGAAGCGUUUGAACGCAAGAUGAUCGCAUAAUUUUCAUGGAUGAUCUCAACAAACAUCUGGUUUCACUACGAGGAGCAAGUUCGAAGGAAAUUACAAGGGUUGCCCUUCUUGAGAAGGUUUCCCAUGAAAGAGAGCUCCGGAAUUAUGCUCGGCGAGCUAGUUCCGCUGCUCUAUUUAUCCAGAGGGUUUGGCGGCGCUACAGUGUGACAAUGAGAGUGGCAUUAGAGUUUCAAAAAGAAUGGGAUCUCUCCAUACGUGAUGCUUCUAGGCCAAUGAGUAAAACAUGGAUUUCUUGCUAUUUAUUGAGGCCCUUCCUAUAUUUUAUCACCCAUUUAUCUCUCAGACGGCGCACUGUCCAAAGCCAGGCUGUGAACUCUAUGCGUAGUUGUUUUGUGAUAUUAUUGGAAAAUUUAAAUUCGACAGACUUAAAUAUAAAUUUCUGCGCUUUGGCAAUUGGUACAAAUGAGGAGCAACACAUGUGGAAUUAUCAAGGAAAGAAGCUAGUCUCUUUGUGCUCAUUCAUACUUGUGGAUUAUGAUAAUUACUCACUAGGGAGUAGUGAAGUUGUUGCUGUUACAGCAUUAUUGAUGCGUUUGGUUAUCACCCUUGCUGAUUCAAGGGGCUGGAAGUGCAUAUCUGAUGAAAAACAUGAGGAUGCAGACAGUGCAGUAAAGGGUUUGGUUAGAUUUAUUGGCAGUGACAAAAGUGGCCUGUAUAGAUCUGUUGGGAGGUACUUGACUAAGUUGAGUGCUUCUUCUAAUUCUUCACAAAGUGUUGUUAAGAAGGAUGAUAAGUUCUUGAUCACUGCCAGUGCAAUAACUUUAGUAUUGCGACCAUUUCUGGUAUUCAACACCGAUGAAAAGGAUUUUUUACCAGUAGAUGUGCAAUGUGCUGCAGAACAGUAUUGUUUAUUCAUACUUACAGUACCCUGGCUGGUUCAAUGUAUCCCAGCUGUGAUUCUUCGUGCUUUGAGUCAUAAAUCUACUUUACUGCCCUGCUUUCAGACUCUCCUGAUCUUAAAUAAAAAAAUCUUGAUGGAAUAUUCAAGGAUGGAUCUCUCUGGAGCUUUGCAUCCCAAUGAUAUACCCUGUGUUGGUUGGGCUCUUUCAAACAUUAUAAGCCUGGUAACAGGGAGAGAAAAUGGCUCCUCUGAAUCAAGCAGCUUUACUGAUGGUGUAGACAUUGCAGGAUAUGUUCAAGUUCUCAAUAUCCUUGCUGAAAGAUUCCUUACCGAGAUUGAGAAAAAUCGAUUUGCAGAAAAGGAAAGGCAAGAACUGUUGGAGGAUGGAAAUUCUUCUAGGAUGUAUAAAUAUAUGGCGGAAAUGACCUUUGGAUCCUUAAAUUACAUGGACCUUUUGAGACCUGUUUGUCAGCAGUGGCAUCUUUCAAAGCUCAUGGUCGCAGCAAAGAGCAGUGCUUUCACAAAUGAAAAUGACUCCCUUACUUCAAAGUCAGAUCUAAAACAGAUUAAAGUUUUGGAUCUGCUUGAUAUUGCUCAUUAUUACUCUUACAUGAUCAGAAUAUAUUCAGCCUUGAAUUUGAUGCUCGGCCCAUUACCAGUUCUUAAUAUGCUAUCUUUUACUCCUGGAUUUUUGGUCAGCAUCUGGGGAGCAAUGGAGCAUGCUCUAUUUCCUAAAGCCAUUCAAGCUUCUGGAGAUGACUUGUACCAUGCUACUGAAAUGGAUGGGAACAAGUCUGCUGGGAAUUCAAAGAGAAAACAAAAACAGCCUAGUAAAGAUGGAGCUGCUAAAUGGGUUAAUGUAUUUUAUAAAAUUAGUGGAAAAUCCCAGACAGAUGCAGAUAAUAGCUCUGUUGGGAUUGACAGUCAAACUGAAGACAGCCAGAUAAAGACCAAUCUGGAUGAUAUGUGGGAUGUAGAAUCUUUAAAAUGCGGUCUUGAAAGCAUUUCAAAGGAAAAACUAUGUCUAAUUCAUCUGUUUUGUGCCACAUAUGCACACCUGCUCUUGGUUCUUGAUGAUAUUGAAUUUUAUGAGAAACAGGUUCCUUUCUCCUUGGAGCAGCAGCGCAAGAUUGCAUCAAUGCUAAAUACACUUGUUUAUAAUGGCUUGCUUCAUAAUACAGAUCGGCAAAAUAAACCAAUUAUGGAUGCAGCAUCUAGAUGCCUACAAAUGCUAUACGAAAGGGACUGCAGACAUUGUUUUUGCCCUCCAUCUUUGUGGCUUUCACCAGCUCGCAAGAGUAGGCCUCCUAUUGCUAUGGCUGCCAGGACCCAUGAAGUUCAGUCAGAAGUCAGAUCAGAUGACAAUUUGACCUUUCCAAGCAUGGGUUCUUUUAUAACUGUGACUCCUCAUGUAUAUCCUUUUGAAGAAAGGGUUCAGAUGUUUAGAGAGCUCAUCAAAAUGGACAAGACUUCUCGCAGGAUGGCCGGGGAACUCAAUGCCCCUGGUGAGCGAUCCGUUGCGAUUGUAGUUCGUAGGGGUCAUUUAAUUGAAGAUGGAUUUCAGCAAUUGAAUUCUCUGGGAACAAGAUUAAAAUCAUCUAUACAUGUUUCAUUUGUUAGUGAAUGUGGUCUUCCUGAGGCUGGCCUGGAUUACGGUGGUUUGUCUAAGGAGUUCUUAACUGACAUUGCAAAGGCAGCGUUUGACCCACAGUAUGGACUGUUCUGUCAGACCUCAACUUCUGAGAGACUGUUAAUCCCCAAUACUGCUGCAAGAUUUCAAGAAAAUGGUGUCCAGAUGAUUGAAUUCGUUGGAAGAAUUGUUGGAAAAGCUCUGUAUGAAGAAAUCUUACUGGAUUAUUCAUUUUCACAUGUUUUUGUCCAAAAGCUUUUGGGCCGCUAUUGCUUUCUUGAUGAACUCUCUACCCUUGACCCAGAGCUGUAUCGAAAUCUGAUGUAUGUCAAGAAUUAUGAAGGUGAUGUUAAGGAACUUUCACUUGAUUUUACUGUCACUGAGGAAUUAUUGGGAAAAAUGCACAUCAUUGAGCUUAGACCUGGCGGCAAAGACACCAUUGUGACAAAUGAAAAUAAGUUGCAAUACAUUCAUGCUAUGGCAGAUUAUAAACUUAAUCGGCAGAUCUUGCCACUAUCAAAUGCAUUCUAUAGGGGAUUAACGGAUCUCAUUUCACCAUCAUGGUUGAAGUUGUUUAAUGCCAGUGAAUUUAAUCAGUUGCUUUCAGGUGGCAACCAUGAUAUUGAUGUUGAUGAUUUGCGGAAAAAUACACGGUAUACUGGUGGGUACUCUGAGGGAAGUCGAACAGUCAAACUCUUUUGGGAGGUCUUGGCAGGAUUUGAGCCGAAAGAACGGUGUAUGCUUCUUAAGUUUGUUACAAGUUGCUCACGAGCUCCAUUACUUGGCUUCAAACAUUUGCAGCCAACUUUUACCAUCCAUAAGGUUGCAUGUGAUGUACCUCUUUGGGCAGCAUUUGGAGGACAGGAUGUGGAGCGGUUACCCUCCGCUUCUACAUGCUACAACACUCUAAAGCUUCCUACCUAUAAAAGAGCUAGUACAUUGAGGGCGAAGCUUCAGUAUGCAAUCAACUCAAAUGCAGGGUUUGAACUUUCUUGAGUGGUUUCGGUUGCUUACCAGUUCGUGAGAUGUGGUGAAAAAGAGAUUACCAUUUUCCAUGGGAUGUGCUAUAAUGUCUAGGAGAGGCUGGUAGAUGUCAAAGACCACCAAUUUCAAAUCCGAGUGUUUUGACUGCAAGUUCUGUGCCAUGCCAUUCAGUUUGCUGUUAAAUGAAACGGCAUCCUUGUUAAGCCUUGCUACGCAUUGGUUGCUUCCUCCUCCAAAGAGGGUAAUGGCUGCUGGCAAGCACCCCAUUGGCGGUAAGCUCGUUACUCCUAUCCUUCUUACUCCAAGUCCAUACAACGUCUGUAAAAGUAUAUCAAUAUUGAGUUAGUAUAGCUUUUGUUAGGCUAAAAGUGGAGUGAAAAAAGGAGUGUGUUUACCCUCAAAAGUGUUCAUUUGCUUUGAUGCUUUGAAACAACUUUUAUUUUUUUAUUCACCAACUAAUCCAGUGUGUAAAUUUUUGUGCAUUGUUAUUAUAUCUAUUCCAAAUUUAGUGCAUAUCUUAAUGGAGUAUUAUAUUUUUCAAAAAUA